Molecule: messenger RNA, 690 nt
Organism: Rhinopithecus roxellana (golden snub-nosed monkey)
Lineage: Eukaryota; Metazoa; Chordata; Mammalia; Primates; Cercopithecidae
Product: rho-related GTP-binding protein RhoG-like
Exons: 2
Biological process (GO): establishment or maintenance of cell polarity; regulation of cell shape; cortical cytoskeleton organization
Cellular component (GO): cytoplasmic vesicle; plasma membrane; cell cortex
Molecular function (GO): GTPase activity; GTP binding; protein kinase binding
Source: RefSeq, a predicted model, not a curated record
AUGGCUGUGCCCCUUUUGUAUCGACCUUGUGUGUUUGAUCCUUAUGCCUAUUCCUGGAUGGAAAAAGAACGGGCUGAUGGUCAGACUACAAGGGAAGAAUGCACACAAUCAUGUGUGGUUGUAGGAGAUGAGGCUAUAGGUAAAACCUGCCUCCUCAUCAGUUACACAACAAAUGCCUUUCCUGAGCAGUAUAUCCCCACUGUCUUUGACAACUAUAGCGUCCAAACAUCUGUGGAUGGGCAAAUCGUCAGCCUGAACACGUGGGACACUGCUGGCCAACAGGAGUAUGACUGACUGUGAACACUCUCCUAACCCCAGACCAGUAUCUUUGUUAUUUGUUUUUCCACUGGGAACCCAUCCUCUUAUGCCAAUGUGAGGCAUAAGUGGCACCCAGAGGUCUCCCAUCAUUGCCCCAAUGUGCCUGUUCUGCUGGUAGGCACCAAGAGGGACCUGUGGAGUGACCUUGAGACAGUGAAGAAGCUGAAGGAGCAGAGCCUAGUGCCCAUGACUCCCCAGCAAGGCACUUCCCUGGCUAAGCAGUUGGGGGCUGUGAAGUAUCUGAAAUAUUCGGCCCUGAUGCAGGAUGGGGUGCAGGAGGUAUUUUUAGAAGCUGUCUGGGCUCUGCUUUACUCUGCUACAAAGAACACCAAAAAAUGCAUCCUCUUAUACCUACCUGGGGACUGCACCUAA